AUGCCUCAAACAAUGGAUAACCAGAAAGCAUUAGUUCAUCAUAGUUUACUCGAGGAAGAUGAUCCUACCCGCGUAUCAGAUGAUUGUGAUAAUCCGAAUGGAAUACAACCGCCUGGCUCUACAAACGAAGAAGACGUCAACAAAGAAGCUAUUUUACAGGAUCAAGUUAGCAGGACUACAAACAGGGGAGAUCAACCAGCAAAUAAUGAAAUCGAGUGCUUGGAGUAUCAAAAUGAUAAAAAACCAAAGUCUUCUCCAACAUCUGUUUGUGAAGCAACAGCAGCAACAGCUAGGGCGCCAUCAAUAUCAAACACAGAAGAAAUAUUUGACUCAGACAAACCAGUCACAGAAGCUCCCAAGGUAAUGUUUUGGAAAACUCUAACUUUUUGGCAACGUGCCACCGAGCAAGAGAGCCCUAAAGGUGAUGCACCUGAGCAGGCAGACAAAUCAACACCACCGCUCCAGGAGGAAGAGAGUGAUAAAAUAAACUCUCCACUUUCAAUGACAGGAGAAACAAUAACAAGUAACAUCCUUAAUACAAGUAACGCCACUACCACAGUCACUGAAGAAAAUAUUGCGUUACAUCAAGAACUAAAGGCAAGCGUUAAUGAGACCUAUGAUGAUACUGAAGAGACCAAUUUUAUAUGGGGGAUGACAAGGAGGGUUUCGUAUAUGCCAUUUUUACAAGCAAAACCGCACAACGGUACUUCAGAUGAGGCUCAAAAGAAUACACUCACAAGCCCCGCUGAGAUAAAUAUGAAAAAUCAUGAAUCGGUUGGGAACUCUUCCAAAACAGUUGGCUCCGAAAUUGAGGAGAGUAAUAAGGGAAUAUUGUCAUGGUUUGUCCCCUGGAAAUGGGAUUCUCAGAAAACUGGAAACGAAAGUGUAACUGAAUCCACAAAUGAAUCUGUUAGUGGUAUAGUUGAAGACGAACUUUUGAGGGUACAGCGGAAGGAACUUUCUAAUCAAAUAAAAUGCUUGUCAUAUGGUAUACCGAAAACCGUUACAUGGGGUUUUAUGAGAUACAACGAAGAUGAGUUUGGCCAGGCCGUAAUAUCAGGCCUCCUUUACAAAAAGCCCAUCCUGCUGAAAAAACUGCCUCCAUCGAUGUUGGAACUUAAUGAACAGGCCUUAGGUAAGAGACCAGAUACAGAAAUGGCAACUACAUCUAUGAACGAAUCAGUCGUAUUACCGGAUAUAGGAUGGAAUUAUAGGCAUAUAACAAUGAAGACUGCUUGUAGAAUACACUUGUCCAGGGUUCCUAAAUUGGAGAAAUUCUUUACUCCUCAAAAGCAUCUUUACUAUGAUGAUUCAGUAAAGAAGGUGACAAGAAGUAGCUCCAAGAAGCUAUUCAAAAGAGUCACUGUUUUGUGUUUCCAUUCUUUCUUUCCCCAAAAAGUCGUCAAAAAUAUUAUUGGCGAAUCUACAGGAACAUCUGAGCAAAUGUGCGAGAUGACCGUCAAAGAACUAAAGCGGUGGGGAUCUAUCAAUAACGUUGAAUUGGACAUGGCAAUAAUCAAUCUAGAAGGUCAUGGGAAAUUGUUUAACAGAGUAAAUGGAUGUCUAUCCAUUUUAGAAAAUUGGACCGAACCCAUAAAGAACUGUGAUUAUUUGAUUUCUGUUGCGAAUUCUGACAGUGUACCUUUGGCAAUUCAUGUGAACUCAAAGUUAAUUACUUCAGAGAUAUUAAGCAAUGUUGAGAAAAUGGGACUGAUAGGGCUAUCGAGCUUGUGUAUGGGUCCUAUUCCGGAGAUUGAAAGUAAGAUCAGCACUCGUGGGAGUGUCGGACAGGACAAUGAAAUGAUAAGUGAAUUGUUUGACCUGGAAGACCCAGAAUCGUUACAAAGCAAAGAGAUAAUUAGAAAUAUGAGGAUAUUGCUAAGAAAAAAUUGCAAAGUCACUUUUGUUGGUUCUUUGAACGACUGCUUUUCACCGUUAUAUUCAAGUUUAGGAUUGCAAUUGUUACAUCCCAAUAUCUAUCGGGCAUUGUACAUAGAUGGGAAAGACCAUCAACCAGAUUUCUUGAUAAGUUUAUUCAAUCUGAUAUUGACUGUGAAGAAUUUGAAUUAUAAAGACCAUGGGCUACUGAUUGAAUUGAGCAGUUACUUUUCCGGCCAGAUCGGCGAUGGCGGCCACUGUAAGUUGCUAAACGAUAAACACAGUUAUCGAGUCGGAAUCAACAACAUGCUCAAUACGAGCGAUCUCUUCUACGAACAACCAUUAGUCGAGGAAUUGACUAAUGUCAGGGAGUAUGAUCCGAAUGACUAUCAUAUUCCAUGGUGCCUUAGAGGGUUCCUUGAAGAGCUAGAGAGGCUACAAAAACAUUUUGAUAUCAGACAGAUUAUCGAACAACUCUACGAGGAAUUCAAGAGUUGGGAACCAGAGACACCAAGGAAGAAGAACCUAAAAUAUUGCAUGCAGGCUUUUGAGUAUGUACUCAACGAGGAUUUUGGGUUUAGAGAUUGA
This is a messenger RNA of Pichia kudriavzevii, 2466 nucleotides long. RefSeq lists its product as uncharacterized. The record is from RefSeq and is a predicted model, not a curated record. The transcript has a single exon. Lineage: Eukaryota; Fungi; Ascomycota; Pichiomycetes; Pichiales; Pichiaceae. The coding region runs from base 1 to 2466 and encodes 821 amino acids.